This is a messenger RNA of Ictalurus punctatus (channel catfish), 2690 nucleotides long. RefSeq names its product DEAF1 transcription factor (gene deaf1). Gene Ontology annotation, molecular function: DNA binding; DNA-binding transcription factor activity, RNA polymerase II-specific. Gene Ontology annotation, cellular component: nucleus. The transcript is spliced from 13 exons. Lineage: Eukaryota; Metazoa; Chordata; Actinopteri; Siluriformes; Ictaluridae. Gene Ontology annotation, biological process: regulation of transcription by RNA polymerase II. The record is from RefSeq and is a predicted model, not a curated record. The coding region runs from base 361 to 1980 and encodes 539 amino acids.
AUCUCAUCCCUAUGAAGCGCGGCCUGUUCAGCGUGACCCGCGUCACUUCGUGUUACGUCGUAUUUUUUCGUUUAUUUCCGCCGCGUCUCCUUCCUGUGCUGCUGCUCGUCCCGCAUACAGAAAGUUGGCAGCCAUUAGCUUCUAUUGAUCGAGGUGGUUUAUGUUUGGUCGUGUAAAAGCUUUACCCUGCAGAAGCGAGCGGAGUCUGCGGGUUUGCAGUGUGCUUUGUGCUCGUUAGUGUACACAGCAGUGCAGUGAGUGCACAGUGGACGAGGCGGAGCCGGGAGCCGAGCCGAGCCGAGUCGAGUCGUGUCUCUCGGCUGUGUUCGGCUGCAGUCGGGCGCCGCUGUGCUGAAUCAGAUGGACGCAGGCGAAGUGGCGGCGGUGAAACGGCUCGGGUUUGCCGGAGCGGAGGAGGAGAAGGCCGUGGGACUGGAGGAGGAAGAAGAGGAGGAGGAGGAAGAGGAAGAGGAGGAGGAGGAGGAGGAGCGCUCCGAAAGCGAGCCGGAUGAAGCCGAAGUGAGCACGAUGCCCUGCAUGGCGGAAGCGGCCAACAUCGCCAUAGCCGAGUCCCUGCCGAACACAGACGACGGCGAAGCGCCGUUUGCGGAGGUCACGACGGUUACCGUCAGUGAUGUCCAGAAUGCAGAUGACAACGUUUUCUCAACAUCCGUUGCCACGGCAGCCUCCAUCCCUGAACAUGUGCUUACAGGUAGAACCACUCUGCAGAUCAGCGACAGUCUCAGCACGCAGAAGGCAACCCUGAUUGUCGUGCACACGGAUGGGAGUAUAGUAGAUGCCACGGGCCUGAAAGCCACAACAGCACCCAUGACGCCAGGGCCUCAGACUCCCUCCACACCUCUGACUCCGAGUCACGAGAAAGAUGUGAGCAAGUAUAACUGGGAUCCGUCCGUGUACGAAAACGAGCUGCCCGUGCGCUGCAGGAACACCAGCGGUGUCCUCUACAAGAACAGACUAGGUUCAGGUGGCAAAGGACGUUGCGUCAAAUACAACAAUAACUGGUACACUCCGACGGAGUUCGAAGGGCUGGCCGGAAGAGCCAGCAGUAAGGACUGGAAGAGGAGCAUUCGUUAUGCUGGGAGGCCUUUACAGUGCCUUAUACAGGAGCGCAUCCUCAACCCCCAUGCUGCCUCUUGUACAUGUGUGGCCUGCUGUGAUGAUCUAGCUGUGAGCAAGGACGGAUCCUUCGGAGGCGACAGCAUAUCUAUGACCGGACCCGUGCGACUCUUUGUCCCUUACAAGAGGCGAAAGAAAGAGAGUGAGCGCCCGGCAUCUCCAGAGAAAAAGGAGGAACCGUCACCCAAGAACAUUACUCUAGCACCUGGGGCCGCAUUCACCGUGACCCCAUCAGGUCAGCUCACCACUACAGGCACACUGACCUUUGAUCGAACGGCAACUGGAGACGCGACGACCAUCAUUUCCGACAGCCCUGCCGCUUCAGAUGUCUUCAGCAGCACAGCAGUGCUGACCACGCUGCCGGCGCUGACCGUGAUCCCUCAGCAGCCCAUCUUACAGGCUAAAGGUCCCGCUGCAGCCGCAAUGGCCAACGGCUUGGAGACGAGCGAACAGCGCACCUGGCUGUACCUAGAGGAGACGGCCAACACACUACACAACACUGUCCAGCAGCUCAAAGCACUCAUCGCCCAGGCCAAACAGGCCAGCCAAGCCAGCAGCAGCCUGGAGAAAAGCAACUGCAGCAGGAAGGAUUCUUUUCCCAGCCAACUGUCGCUGACUGAUGACACAGAGGGGAAGAUUACUGAAAUUAUCAUCAAGCAUACCUGUGUGAACUGUGGGCGUGAAGCUUCCAGCGAAUGUGCAGGCUGCCACAAAGUCUACUACUGCUCUAGCUUCUGCCAAAAAAAGGUUAAGCUGCCUCUUCAGUCCUAUUCAAUAAAACAAGGACUGGAAGGAUCACCAGCACAGUUGCUCUCAGCCCACUGUAGCUGUGGGAGUUCAUGACGAGGCUCACAUAGCCAGCAUGGAGGUAGAGAAAGUCAAGGCAUAGCCCCGAUAUGGACACAUGCAGCGGUCUUGGAAUAAUCCCACCCUCACCCUCUGUGAUGCAGAAAUACACUAUAAGGCUAAAAGUAUGUACUGUCGAUGGCUUACCGUCACGAUGAUAUUUGGUGCUUCUACAAACCAUUGCCACAAGGGCAGAAGCACACACUUGUAUAGAAUGUCUUUGUAUGCUGUAGUCUUACAAUUUCCCUUCACUGGAACUUAGAGGCCCAAACAUGUCCCAGCAUGGCAACGCCCCUGUGCACAAGACAUGGUCUGCCAAGGUUGGAGUGGAAGAACUCCUGCACAGAGCCCUGACCUCAACCCCACCGAACACCUCUGGGAUGAACUGGAACGCCGACUAGUAAAUAUAACCACGGAUGAGGACUAAAUCUGGAACGGGAUGUUCAGCAAGCACGUACGGGUUUGUCGGCGAGGCGUCCACAAACUUUUGGCCGUAUAGUGCAGGACACAUUUGUGUGCAACAUUCCUGAAGGAGCAUAACGCCAGAGACUGAAAUGAAACAUCUAUGCAAGAUUAGGAAACAUGGAGCUGCUCUUGGAGACCAUGGGACAUUGUGUGCGAUUCUUAUCUCGCAUGACUUAACACACACACACACACACACAAAAAAAGAGUACCGUGAUUAAAAAUAUAGAUGUUGUGAAAUCAUA